AUGCCGGGCAUGACGGCACCGGGACCCGAGAGACCGCACGGGAUGAUACCAGGGGCACCGCGGGACCGGGGCCACGUGCUGUGCGUGGUGCUGCUGACGCUGCCCGUGCGCUCCCUGGUGAAGCUCUACCUCUACCUGCUCACGGUGCUGCUGCUCUCCGUGGGGCACCAGACGGCCAGGGACUACACCCGCCGCGAGCUGGAGUACGAGUUCCAGGGCGCCGUGUACGAGGACCCCGUGGCGCUCGGCCGCUUCGUCACCGCGCUCGCAGGGCAGCUCUUUGUGUGCGCCCUCUGCUCGCUGCUCAUGAGGACCCGGCAAGCGUGGCUGUUUGCGGCGCCGCUGCUGCCCUUGCUGGCCCGGCUCUGCGGCCUGCCCCUGCACGCGCUGCCCGCCGUGAACGCCUUCGCCAGCGCGCUCACCGCGCUCGAGGUGCUCUACGUGCUCGCCGCCCACGUCCUCGUGCCCUUCCAGCUGGCUGCCGUGGCCUGCAGGGAGCUGGUGCAGGCGCUGGAGGUCUACAGGCUGCUGGUGCUGGGGGCGUCGCUCUGGAGCCAGCUGGCCGUGCCGCUCCUCUUCCUCGUCUUCUGGCUGGUGCUCUUCUCGCUGCGCCUCGUCUCCUACCUGGCCUCCUCCAGCAGCCCCGUGGCGCAGCAGGGCCUGCUCUUCGUCCUGCUCAGCAGCGUGGCCGAGUGCUGCAGCACGCCCUACUCGCUCGUCGGCCUCACCUUCACCGUCUCCUACGUGGCCCUGGGCGUGCUCAACCUCUGCAAGUUCUACCUGCUGGGCUACGGUGCCUUCCAGAACGGCAACGUCAUGCACAGGGGGGUGACGGAGGGUGUGACGCUGCUGCUGCUGGCGCUGCAGACGGGGCUGCUCGACCUGCAGGUCCUGCAGCGGACCUUCCUGCUCAGCAUCAUCCUCUUCAUCGUGGUGACCUCCACGCUGCAGUCCAUGAUCGAGAUCGCUGACCCGAUCGUGCUGGCGCUGGGGGCCUCCCGCAACAGGAGCCCUUGGAAGCAUUUCCGCGGUGUCAGCAUGUGCCUCUUCUUGCUGGUUUUCCCUUGCUUCAUGGCCUACAAGAUCGCGCACUUCUUCCACCUGGAUUUCUGGCUGCUGAUCCUGGUCUCCAGCUGUAUGCUCACCUCUCUGCAGGUGAUGGGCACGCUCUUCAUCUACGCGCUCUUCAUGGUGGAGCUGUUCCAGGACACGCCGCUGGAGCGCAUGGACGAGAUCAUCUACUACGUGAACGCGGUGAGCCGCGUGCUGGAGUUCCUGGUGGCCGUGUGCGUGGUGGGCUACGGCACCUGGGAGUCGCUCUUCGGCGAGUGGAGCUGGAUGGGCGCCUCCGUCAUCAUCAUCCACUCCUACUUCAACGUCUGGCUGCGCGCCCAGUCGGGCUGGAAGAGCUUCCUGCUCCGCCGGGAGGCCGCCAAGAAGAUCAACUCGCUGCCCAGGGCCACGCGUGGGCAGCUGCGGGACCACAACGACGUGUGUGCCAUCUGUUUCCAGGACAUGCAGGUGGCCGUCGUCACCCCCUGCCACCACUUCUUCCACGGUGCCUGCCUCUGCAAGUGGCUCUACGUGCAGGACACCUGCCCGCUGUGUCACCAGCGGGUGCAGCCGGCGGUGGCAGAGGCAGAGCCAGGUGCCGGGGCCGCGCCGGGGCCGGACCACGCGGACCAGGUGCCGGAAGAGGAAGGAGCGGCCGGGCAGGCGGAGCAGAGCCCCCCCGAGCCAGCGCAGCUCCAAGGGCUUCACCUGGCCCCCCCGGCUGCUCACCUGGACCCCGAGGAGGGCACCCGGGCACCUGGGCACCUUGCUGGGCACCGAGGAGGAGCAGGCACCAGCCUGGAGCCUUGCGAGGCCGGUACCUCCAGUUGGGACACACAGCACCCAGUACCCACCAGCACCACCCCUGCACCCAGCGCUGGGCUGGGCACUGGGGACAGCGGGGACCCCCACAGCGCCCACAGCCCCUCCUAG
This is a messenger RNA of Nothoprocta perdicaria, 1986 nucleotides long. Its product is annotated as RING finger protein 145-like. The coding region runs from base 1 to 1986 and encodes 661 amino acids. The record is from RefSeq and is a predicted model, not a curated record. Gene Ontology annotation, cellular component: endomembrane system; endoplasmic reticulum. The transcript has 10 exons. Gene Ontology annotation, molecular function: zinc ion binding; ubiquitin protein ligase activity. NCBI's taxonomy places the organism in Eukaryota, Metazoa, Chordata, Aves, Tinamiformes, Tinamidae.